Molecule: messenger RNA, 1539 nt
Organism: Homarus americanus (American lobster)
Lineage: Eukaryota; Metazoa; Arthropoda; Malacostraca; Decapoda; Nephropidae
Exons: 4
Coding region: 120-569 (149 amino acids)
Source: RefSeq, a predicted model, not a curated record
CUGGAAUGUACCGAGGCACACGGAGCUUAACUCUUGUACAACACGGACGUCAGCUGCAGGUAGCCACCACACGCUUACACGCCACAACGUUCUCGUGAGAAGAGUUGUAGAGUUCCACUAUGAUGGGGAAGGUGGCGCUGACCGUCACCUGCCUCCUUACAUUACUCGCGUCAGGGAGUUGUCUCCUGUGCUGGGUGUGCUUACCGGAGGUGGUCGGAGGCACGGACAGCAAGGACGCCGCAGUAAAGUGGAUUGCAAAUAUCAGCCGCACCUGGGAAGGAGUAACGCAGGAAGACCUAGGCUUAUGCAGCCAAUUCACUGACUCGGACAAGUUUCAUCAAUACUGCAGCCACGGCAUAGGAUACACUGCUUGCAUCAAAGUCUUUAACGAUCUUUGGACAGCCCGCACAUGUGGCCGCCUCCCUACUGGGAUGAAGGAUGGAGGGUGUGUAAACAAUGGUAACUACACCGUCUGCUACAACUUGCUUGACUACUCCAACAAAGCUUCAUCAUCAAAAGCACUUCCUCUCUUGCUGUUGCUGCUGCCCACUCUCACCAUAACUUACUAACUCUAAUCUUACUCUGACUUUCAGGAAUCUAGCGAGAUUGUUAUCUAAGCUAUAUUUAGCUAGCGUUACUAGCGUAACUAUUGUUCAUACCAAAGGUCUUUUUUUUUCACUUGGUAAAUAUGUGAUUUGCUUCAAAAGGAAGGUUCUGGUUGUUCAUAAAGAAAAUGUAGAGACAGUGCUUCGGAAUAAAGUUGACAUCUCUCACACCUUCCCCAAAAUGGCAAACUAAGGUCCUCUCAUAUCCUUGGAAAGAGACCUUGUUCCGGCACUCGACUGCCUUGGGUGAGAGCGUAUACUGUACAUGGUAAUUUGUAGGAAUAUAGGUAACAUCUCCUGCUCAGGGUGUUCUUGAACUAUGUUCAAUUUAUUAAAACAAUAAUAUUUUGUGUGUAUCUAAAUUCCUAGCUAAAACGAACCUACCAAGCUUAACCUUAACUAAAUAUUACAUCAUCGUUAGGUAAAGCUACAUAGGUUAGUUUCAUUCAUCUUACGUCGUAUAAAUCGUAUACGCUACUGCAGUAUGUCCAACAUUUCUCUUUGAUUAUAGAAACCAUUUUUAUAGAUGAUUGUCUGAAUAGAAUACCACUUACCCAUAACUCGCGGGUAGAAGAGAUCACCAACCUCUAACUGGCUGUCGAUGUGACAGUAACUUGGGGUCCUGGAGAUGAUGUUUUUAUUAUUGGUGAGGUGAUAAAAACAUUGUUUUAUGAGAGAGACCCAGACACCUCAGACACCUCAACACUCCAUUUAAGACUACAGUACAUGUACUGUACUUUUACAGCUGUAGAAGUAAUUUGUUGCCCUUAAACGUAGGAACUGCCUGUCUGCCUGUUAGAAGUUAUGGUACAGGUAUAUGGUAUACUUAAUCCUUCUCGCGUUUGUUUUAUGUUGUUACAACUUUCCCAGUUUUUGGGUUUCCAAUUUGUAUUACUUUUGAGUGUUAUUGGAGUUAAUAAAGAAUUAUUACCAA